Pterocles gutturalis (yellow-throated sandgrouse) is the source of this 1087-nucleotide messenger RNA. It is a transcript of the gene IST1, whose product is annotated as increased sodium tolerance 1 homolog (yeast). NCBI's taxonomy places the organism in Eukaryota, Metazoa, Chordata, Aves, Pterocliformes, Pteroclidae. The transcript is spliced from 9 exons. The record is from RefSeq and is a predicted model, not a curated record. Gene Ontology annotation, biological process: protein transport. Bases 8 to 1087 code for a protein of 359 amino acids.
GUUUAUCAUGUUGGGCUCUGGAUUCAAGGCUGAGCGCUUGCGAGUAAACCUGCGUCUUGUUAUCAAUCGACUCAAACUGCUGGAGAAAAAGAAGACUGAGUUGGCCCAGAAGGCGAGGAAGGAGAUUGCAGAUUAUCUGGCAGCCGGGAAAGAUGAGCGUGCCAGGAUCCGUGUGGAGCACAUCAUCCGUGAAGAUUACCUUGUGGAGGCCAUGGAGAUCCUGGAGCUUUACUGUGAUCUGCUGCUAGCCCGCUUUGGCUUGAUUCAGUCCAUGAAGGAGCUGGACUCUGGCCUGGCAGAAGCAGUGUCGACGCUGAUUUGGGCUGCACCACGGCUCCAGUCAGAAGUGGCUGAGUUGAAGAUUGUUGCUGACCAGCUGUGUGCCAAGUACAGCAAGGAGUACGGGAAGCUGUGCCGCACAAACCAGAUCGGGACAGUCAACGACAGGCUGAUGCACAAGCUGAGCGUGGAGGCACCGCCCAAGAUUCUGGUGGAGAGAUACCUAAUCGAGAUUGCCAAGAACUACAACGUGCCCUAUGAGCCUGACUCAGUGGUGAUGGCUGAAGCCCCGGCAGGUGGAGAGGCAGAUCUGAUUGAUGUGGGAUUCACAGACGAUGUGACAAAGGGUGGCCCUGGAGGGGGUGGAGGUGGUGGAUUCACAGCCCCGCUGGUGCCCAUGCCAGUGAUGAUGCCUAUGCCCAUGCCAGCACCAAAUCCACCCUUCUCCUACCCGCCUCCGAAGGUAAGUGAAAACUUCAAUGGCCUGCCAGUGGGGACCUACCAGCCUUUCACCAACAUCCAUCCACCACCGAUUCCAGCAGCCCCACCAACAUACGAAUCUAUUGAUGAGCCUAAUGCCGACAAGGACGCUUCUGCGCCUGUGGCUGGGCCUGGGCCCAAGCCAGAGCCUUCUCCUAAACCAAGAGCUGGAGCUCCUAGCACUGUUGAUAACUUUGUGCUGGCUGAAUUGCCGUCCGUGCCAGAUACGCUGCCAACAGCAUCUGCCGGCACCAACUCUUCUGCCUCUGAAGACAUUGACUUUGAUGAUCUUUCUCGGAGAUUUGAGGAGCUAAAGAAGAAAACAUAA